Molecule: messenger RNA, 1011 nt
Organism: Phytophthora infestans T30-4
Lineage: Eukaryota; Oomycota; Peronosporomycetes; Peronosporales; Peronosporaceae
Exons: 1
Coding region: 304-1011 (235 amino acids)
Source: RefSeq, a predicted model, not a curated record
CAGCGACUGGCCCACUUACGUCGAAACGGUGUUUGUACCGGUCACAGUAGAGCGACUCAAGUCCAGCAACGAAUGCAACAGCUGGUAUUAGAGCGUGAAUGGCUCCGAGAAGAGAGUGUGCAGCUAUAUCAAAAGCUCAAAGAGCACCGGAAGGUUACUCAAUUCGUUCAGUCUGCAGCGAAAACAAUCGCUCCGACACUAAGCACUGACACGACCCAAGUCCAUAGCGACGUCACAGUGCGUUGUAUUGAGUCAAAGUGGCAGCCAGUCCAGCAACAAGCCGGCUGCAGAGUGCAUUUCCCGAUGAGCCAAGCGUUUUUCUUCCUCCCCUUCUCACAACAAGAGUUCGACGAAGCCCUUCAUCACCAUGACGAGAAAUCGGGAAGGACGGCGUCCGAGUUAGUGUGUGUUGGGGUUUAUCUCGGAUGGAACGUUUACCACGGUGCUGUUGCACCUGGAAAGCAGUGGCUAAGCGACCAGGUCCGAUGUAUUAAGCGAAUAGACCGCUCGAUCGACAGCCUCGUGGGCUGCUUGACCAGUGAGGAAGGUGAAGGUAAGUGGCCCCUCACGGCUACAGCGAGAGAUAUCUACGUGACGGCAGAGAUCGACACCCAGACGGUGCAAGUGUUGAAUGAGAAUAAGCUCGUGCUUGUGCGUAACAUUCACGGCGGCGUCAAUGCCCGGUAUUUAUGUCUGAUAGAGCGGGCCAGGCUUGAAGUGGUGGAAGGCAAGAGGAGGCUCAAGUUCUACUACGUCAUCGGAGACUCCAAGGCUAAUGCUCGUGGCCGCAAAGUAGAAUCGACAGGCCAAGACGAUGUUCAGUGGAUCACUGACGAUGGAGGCUACUCGCUGACGUUGAAUGAGGUAAACGAUUCGAGUGUCGAAGUCGUAUUCGACAGUCUGGCAAGUUUCGAGAGCAAAGAGCAGGCUCGAGGCCAUUUUAUUAUGUUCGGCCAUAUCGUCACGCGAUGGGAUCAGUUGGUCAUGUCCUCGAACCUACUUACCUGUUGA